ACGAUCAAGCUUAAGUUGGUGAAAAUACUAAAGCUAAAGCCGGCAAAUAAACUUACUUAUGCGUUUUAUCUGGAAGUUAGACAAAAAACUUUUCAAUUUCUUGUUGACACCACACGUACUUCACGUAGCAACACAAUCUUCAUAUUUGCCAGCACAAAAUCAAUUUUAUUCGACUACUCAACCGGAAUCAUGAUCAAAGUUUAUCCGAUAUUCCAGGAUUCCCGAGGUCAUACCCGCUCACCGGACAUCGGUCAUGCUGCUGCUGACAUACGAGAACAAUUAUCGACCGGAAAUUUUUGCUUUGUAGUGCUCGAUAUCAUUCUAGACGUGCUCACCAACAAACCUAUGUCCACAAUCAUAUCAGUAGCCGGCACUGACAAACUUGGCACCUGUCCUUUCCCAACCAAUUACCUGACAUCAAAGACAUUCGAUCGACUCCACACCAGAAUCAUCGCCGUAAUAAUACACUUUGGAUUCGUGACUCAUUCGCAACACAUGUCACAGCGAUUCGUGAACCUCUGUAUCGAAUGCCCGAAUUAUCGAGACAUGGUGUACCAGCUUAAAUGA
Ambispora leptoticha is the source of this 567-nucleotide messenger RNA. NCBI's taxonomy places the organism in Eukaryota, Fungi, Glomeromycota, Glomeromycetes, Archaeosporales, Ambisporaceae. The record is from the annotation of a GenBank genome assembly.